AUGCGUGAUCCUUCUGAUGUUGACGCUACCUUGCAGGAAGCUGACAAGAAAUAUGCCGACGAUGUUGCCUCCACUCUUCCGGAUUGCGAAAGUUUGGAAAUGAUUCCGGGUUGCGACAGUUUGGAAAAGGAGGCCGCCAGUGUGGGGGCAAAAGAUAUGAAGCUUAUCUUGGAUGAGCUGGCGCCCUUAGCAGGUGAGGAGACGCAGUAUAUGAUGAGAGCAGAAGCGCUUCUUUCUGUGCCCCAUGCUCCGGACGGCGCCGCUUUGGUUCCGAGAGCUGUGGUACAGAGCACCCUUUCAGCCAUCAACAUUGCCCUUGAGAAGGUUCAGGGCGUGAUUGACCGGACCACCCCUUCUGCCCAGCAAGAGUUGGAAGAAACAGAGGCCUUGAACGCAGCCAGAAAAGCAGAGUUAGGUGUGCCUAUUGAACCACGUCACCCGGAUGAGGACAACCAGGAACCCUCUGAAGAUCAGGAAAUGGAGAUGCUGGCAGAGCUGGAAGUUCAGGAGAUGCAGAUGGAUGAUGGGACAGAAGGCCAAAAGAAUGAAAGCACGAAUGAAAGCCAAGAAGCACAGGAUGAUGAGGAGAACAUCACGCCCUGCAGCAAAACCACGCCAAAGGCAAAGUCAGGAGCCAGCAAAGCUUCGGCGAAGAAGCGCCCACGUGCCAAGCCAACCGCAAAGGCCCAAAGCAAGAGUUGCAAAAAACCAGCCAAGAAUGCGAAGAAGGCGUCCAGUGCCAAGAAAGGCAAGCCAAAGAAGACCGAUGACCCAGACGUUGCCCUGAAGAAGAAGCUUCAUUCCACCUUGGUUUGGUCCUUCGUGUUUUGCUUCGUGGUGAUGACGGUUUGGGCCAUGCUUUUGGUGGAGAUCGUGAAUCCAUUGAUACAGGAGUUGCUUGAAAAAGAUCCAGGGAUCUUUAAUGAAUGCGAGCACUGCACACGGGCGACCAGCUCCGUCAUGAAAGCGAACCUGCUACUUUUCAAAACGGUCAUUGCCGGUGACAGCUGGGGAAGAAUUGCCGUCCCUGUCAUCGAGGCAUAUCCAGCAACUGCAAUUAUUUUCGUGGGAUCUCAACUGACUCUGGUCUUCGGCGUUUUGAACUUGAUCGUUGCAGUCGUGGUUGAUACCUUCGCAGAUUCGAGAGAGAGAGAUAUUUUAAAUCUCGCGGAAGAGAUGGAGCAAGAUCGCGAAUCCGACAAGCAGUACUUGGAACGGAUUUUUAAUCGAAUCGAUCUUGAUGGAUGUGGUCAGCUUAGCUUAGAGCAGCUCGUGGAGGGUGCCCGUAAAGACCAAGAAUUUCAGAGCCGUUUAAGAGUGAUGGAUAUUGAUGAGGCAGACUUAGUUCAGCUUUUUGACAUGAUCGACACUGAUGGGAGUGGUUUCAUUGAGCCGAAUGAAUUUAUCAAACCUUUGAGCCGCUGGGUGCACGACAGCAAGACCGCUCCACGAUUUAUCAAAUACAACAUGAUGCGGUUGAUGAAUGAGCAACACGAGAUCCGAGAGGGACAAGCGAGUUUACGGAAAAGCAUGGAGAAGCAUUUUGCUGAGAUGGCUCGACGUUUGGGCUCCCAGCAGGUAUCGUCAUCGAAGAUGGAUGAUUCGGAGCGUUCCGUGGGUGACGCAACGAAGAUUGAUGACUCCGUAGGCAUCGCCACAGAACUCUUGGAAUCCUUGCCAUUGGCGCCGGCUGGUUUCCCGAUGGAGUCGGAAUACACAGCAACUGGCCCGGAAGCUUCACGAGUUCCACGGAGGGUCAUGGAGUGUCGUGCCGCGAUGAGCGAACUUGAAACCAUGGAGCAGCCGCCUUCCUCACAGCCUGUGAUGCUUUGGCCCUCGCGAGCGACCGAAGAAGCGGAGGCUGAAGUGCAAGCUGCUGUGGGAAGAUUGGAGGAAUUACUGAAACACACCGCAGAUCCGGCGUUCAAAGAGUCUAUAGCAAACAUCAACGAGAUGUUGCUGGACAUGAGGAAACUCAGACAGGCGGAGGAACCCGCGCCGGGUCCCGCGCCGCGGGUGCAUGCUGCCGUUCAUCCCCAAUUGCACCAGUGCGCCAGCGCCCCCAACGACGGCAGCGAGAAGAAGGCUACUGACAGAAGAUCACCGGGGCUCCUACCAUCAGUGAAAGGCAAUUUCCAACGCAUAGAAAGUAUGUGACUGCCAGAUCUGCGAGGACCUGGCGACAGAUGGCCAAGUCCAUGCGAUCAUCUCCGGCCAUCUGCGAUGAUCUGCGAUGAUCUGCGAUGGGAAACACCAACAGAUCGCGAU
Messenger RNA from Cladocopium goreaui, 2268 nucleotides. The record is from the annotation of a GenBank genome assembly. Lineage: Eukaryota; Dinophyceae; Suessiales; Symbiodiniaceae.